Mucor velutinosus is the source of this 1812-nucleotide messenger RNA. RefSeq lists its product as uncharacterized. Lineage: Eukaryota; Fungi; Mucoromycota; Mucoromycetes; Mucorales; Mucoraceae. The coding region runs from base 1 to 1812 and encodes 603 amino acids. Gene Ontology annotation, biological process: retrograde transport, endosome to Golgi. The transcript has 7 exons. Gene Ontology annotation, cellular component: Ric1-Rgp1 guanyl-nucleotide exchange factor complex; Golgi membrane. The record is from RefSeq and is a predicted model, not a curated record.
AUGAGUGUGUUGGUUACAACCACAUUUUCUCAAGGUGCCGUAUUUUACGCUGGAGAAACACUAUCAUGUACAAUAACCUUUACCAAUCCCAUCCUAUCUUCUGUCAAUAAGCCAGUGAAAUCGUCCAUAUCCGCUCCCAUCCCGUUUCCAACAAAUGCAGCGCAGCCGCAGACGCGAUCCACGCCACAACCACGCACCAUAUCCUCACUGGCCUCUUCUACACUCGCAUUUCUAACCAGAAGUCAACCCACGACACCUCCAUCAUUCCACGCAUCAUCCACAACGACCAACAAUGCAGUAGGACGCAAAGAACCACCUCGCCCAUUGGUGCUUGAUCAAGAUGAUGAAGAAAAAAGCAUCCCUGUGGAACUCGAUUCGCCAACGCCUCGUUCCAGCAUCGAUACAUUUCUGCACCCAAGCCCUCGAAGCUCCAUGGACUCGAUUGCUUCAUUUCGUUCUUCCUAUCAACACAGCGCUGCCAGACGCUAUUCCUCCUCGCCAUUAAAGAAGCCUGUAUCAGAGCACUUGCUGUGUGGAUUUGCGCAAGUGGUAGGCAGUUUUGUGGCAGAUUCCAGCUUGAUUAAUUUGAACGAAUUUGGACCCUUAAAGCAUCACACAAUGUAUAGUCCUCAGGGUGGAUUUGGUGGAGGUGGAGGAAUGAUGGUGGCCAAAUCAGACUCAUCACUGGACACACGCACAUUGCCCGUCUUUUCUACACCACCAUCCAUUUUGUUUGUCGAUUUGAAUAUUGCACCUGGAGAGACUAAAAAAUAUACAUACAAAAUACAACUACCUAAUGACAUUCCACCAUCGCACAGAGGAAAAGCCAUUCGCUUCAAUUACUAUCUUGUGGUAGGCGCACAGAGAGCACCCACUGCAGCGACAGCAAAAUCCGGCUUACCAACGCAAGGUCAAGUAGCGCAGAUUCGUUUCCGAGUAUUGAAUCAUGUAUCAGAAGAUGGAUCAAGGCCUAUCUACGACUUGAUGAAUCCAGUCGUGCGAUACAAAGAUGAAGCCGUUGUGGAUGAGUACAAUGCGACAAAGGCAGAGGAGAAACCAGUAAAGCAACCCAAGAAACCAGCACAGCAGCUAGAGGAGCGGAAAGCGUUUAUGAACUAUGUCAAUGAACUGUUUGAAAAUAGCACUCAAAACCAUACGAUCCAUGAGAUUACCAGACGGGAGAGCGAUGCGUAUGAAGAGCGAAGUGCGGAUGAGCAGAUAUUGGAUAAAUCAUGUUCUCAAGUGGUGUCUCGCAUCACACAUCGUAGUAGAAAAGCUAUGUACGAUAUAUGUAAAAAUAAUCAACGCGUGGCAAAGUUGCAUCUGAUCAAGACUGCACACCGACUAGGCGAGCCUGUAAUCGGCGUGCUAGACUUUAGUGAAGCUAUUCUGUCCACAUACAAGAUUUCCAUUUUCUUGGAAAGCUGCGAGUCAGUUGAAGAUACCAUCUCAUUGAGAACACCACAACACAUUUCACGAGUAUCUCGGAAGACACAUUCGGAUUUCCAUUCCUUUUGUCUAGACAACAAGCGACUCUCAUUUUCACUACCCAUACCAGCAACCGCAUCACCUGAAUUUCAGACGACAGGAGUGUCUCUGAAAUACUUUUUGAAAUUCGAGUUUAUCACGAGCAUUGAUAACCAACCUCCCUUUAUACCUAUUAUCAAAGAUGAAAAGCAUGUUCAUCAUCAAUGCUUGCAGGAUAUCGAAGUCAGUACAUUUGAUUGCCAGAUCCCAUUGACAAUAUACGGUUCACCUGGAGGUGUUGAUCGAGCACUGUACGGUAGGCCGCAUACAUUUAGAGUUCAAUAA